GAACUGUUUAAAGGGAAAGAAAUGUUUUCAAGCUAUAACAGACAUAUUUUGUAACAUUUCGCUGUGUGUACUCAGCUGUUUUGAUUUAUAUAAUUAAGAUUAACUAUUUAAAACACAACAUCGUUUUCGUAAGCAAACAGAAUCAAAUAACAAGCGAAAACCGACAUAUACAAGAACGUAAACAUGUUUUACAUGUCACUGGCUUUUUCGGGAUAAGAGAGGUGCAGAAGGCUGUGAACACGGCUCAAGGGCUUCAUCAGAGAUGGAUGGAGCUGCUACAGGACCCGGGUGGAGCCAGCAAGGAGGAGGUGGACUGGACCACCAAUGAGCUUCGAAACAGUUUGAGGUCCAUUGAAUGGGACUUGGAGGACUUGGAUGAGACUAUCAGUAUUGUGGAGGCCAAUCCAAAGAAGUUCAACCUUGAUGCGGUGGAGUUGGCCAAGAGGAAAGCCUUCAUCACUAGCACAAGGCAAACAGUCAGAGAGAUGAAAGACCACAUGACUAGUCCCAUGGCUGUUACAGUGUCAGAGAAGAAAAAUCGACAGACUUUAAUGGGGGAUGGUGGGUCUCGUGGCCCAAUCUGGCAACCCAGUGCUGAUAAGUAUACUAGACUGGACAAGGAGCUGCAGACGGCAAACUCACAAUUCAUUGAGGAACAACAGACCCAGCAACAUCUAAUAGCAGAACAGCAAGAUGAGCAGCUAGAGUUAGUGUCGGGAACUAUUGGCGUCUUGAAGAACAUGUCUCAAAGGAUCGGCCAAGAGCUGGAUGAGCAAGCUGUAAUGCUGGAUGACUUUUCUCAUGAGAUGGACAGCACUCAAUCCAGGCUGGAUAAUGUCAUGAAGAAACUGGCUAAAGUUUCUCACAUGACCAGUGAUCGAAGACAGUGGUGUGCUAUCGGCAUUCUUCUGGCUAUCCUGUUUGUCGUGAUCAUCCUCUUCAUUGUUCUGUGAACAGCACUCCGCUACAGCUCUCCCGCCUGCGUACGUUCACUCCAACUGCGUGGAAGGGAGAGAACGAGCAACAAAACCCUUUCAUCUCCAUCUCUAGUCAAUCAUACGGUAGAAUUCUGCUCCUUUUUUGCUUUCUUAUAAGCAGCCCAGACUGAAAACAAACACUAAGCACGGGCUGUUUUUUUGCAAACGCAUUCCAGUUUAGGCGAUAAUACGAUCUGAAUCAUUUCAUAAGAGUUGUCAUUAUCCAGGGUAAAUCAUUUCUUUCAAAUGGACCAUGACUCUUAACACUUAAGCAGCUAAAAUAAUUAAUAAGUCUAUUUUUUUCUAGUAGUACUAGAAAAUAUUGCCUACGUUAUUUCCUGUACACUGCUUUAACAGUUUAGACCACUGUAACUAAUCAGCACUAACUAUAAAUUUACUAAACACUGGAGUUUAAUGAACCAGAUACUGUUUAAGCGGGUAUGUUACUGAUCAUACUAAUGAGAAUUCGUUAUUUACUGUCUGUGUUUAUUUUUGUUUGCGUGGUUUACUUUUUUUUACGUUACUAGUGAGAUUUAUUCACACGCACUGCGCUUUGAAAAUGGAUGGAAUCGUGUUUUUAACGAAAACGUUGAUGUUAAAAGCUUCGGAUAACUGCCUAAAAGUCUCCGAAUAGUUUAGCAAUUGAAACUGAUUUAACCUGAUUUACAAAAAAUUCUUUAGUGAGCAUCAAAUUUGUAAAUUGCGUGACAAUUGGUUAUUAAUCUGUAAAAAGUCCAAAAAAGAAUCACUUCAGAUGGAAGUGAAGUUUUGGACCAAAUGCUAUUUUUUAGUAUAAAAAACUAAAUUUGACAACUAAUGGUUAAGUAAUUAAAGGGAUAGUUCAUCCAAAAAUGAAAAUUUGUUAUCAUUUACUCACCCUCAAGUUGUUCCAAACCUGUAUGAGUUUCUUUUUACUGAAAAAAUAUAUUUUGAAGAAUGAUGAUAACCAGAAAAUUCACCGUACCCAUUGACUUCCAUAGUAUUUUUUGUCCUACUAUAGAAGUCAGUGGCUACCGUCAGCUGUUUCGUUGCCAACAUUCUUUAAAAUAUCAUCUUUUAUGCUGAUAAUUUUUCAUUUUUGGGUGAACUAUGCCUUUAAGUCCUGUGAGGUAUAGGUCACUAUCUAGCCAGUGCCUUAGCACAGAGGAGGGUGAAGUUACAUUUCAUUUUAGGACGCCAGGCACGCGUGACAGCUUUAGGUUUCAGAAAGUAUGUUCAGACAAUAUUUAUCAUUCAUAUUUUUUACAAAUUGACGGUUUGUGGUGUAUUUCUACUGCUGACUCAAAUGGUGGUAUGAAGCUGCAGUCACUAAUAUGAAAAUUAUUGUAUUUUUUGUUUGUUUUGUUUUUUUGACAGCACAACACUACAUAUUCUGUGUAAAACUUGUAUCUUACUGGGUAUUAUUUGUAUAGUUUUUGUUUUGUUUGUAUUUUGUUUCAAUGAUCUCUUGGGUGAAUCACACAAAGAAAUCGAAAGAAAAAAAUGUGAAAUUACAUUUUGCAUAAGAAAAUACUUUUUUUUUUUUUUGCAUUAUUUUUAUGACAUUAUUGUCAUGCCAAUUAAGCACAUUUGUCAUUACUGUAAUGUGAAAAAAAUACAUAUUUUUAUUUAAUAUAGUAAUAAAACUAAUCUUGUCUGGACAGUUAUUUUUUUUUAUUAAAACAAGCUUAAAUUAAAUACAUCAAAUAUUAUCUUGAUGUGUAUAUAUAUUUUUCUUUAUAAUUUUUUUUUUUUUUUCACAUUAUGGUAAUGAGAAUUGUUAAUUGGCCAUGAGAAAUGCUUAAUUAUAAUAAUAUGUAAAUAAUGUCAUAAUGCGGGGAAAAAAAAUGUUAUCCUAAAAAUAGGCUUAAUUUUCUUAAGUCAAAAUAUAAUUGAUUUUAUGUUUUUUAAUGUGAAAUAUGACCUGGAUGUGUUUUUGACAGACUUUGUCUGAUUUACCCUUUCUGUUUUUGAGCAAUCACACCACUUGUUUUUCAAAAGCUCGAGGAGGCUUUACAGUGUUUUUAUCUCAUCAUUUCUGUUGGCUCAUAUAAUAGUGUUCCAGCUGAUUCUGACUGCACUCAGUCACGUGAUGCAGUACGUCGGCUCUGAUCGGUUCGAAGUAUGAAUGAAUUGAUUAUGCAAUUUUACGAUACAAAUGAAAAUAUACAAUUGCACAGUUGUGUCACUGUUUUUGAGUCGCAGUGACGGAGCAGAGAGAUCAAGGUAGUGAAGGGGCUCAUAAACGCUGUUCUUCCUAAUUGUGUGAAUUUCAAUUGUACGUGUUUGUUUGCAGUGUUUGUUUGCUCCUGAAGAGAAUGCAAGUAUUUUUUUUACCCUCCAUUGUUUCUCCUCGUCCCUCAGAAAACUGUCAAACCACCCCUCAGUUUGUCACUGUGUGAAACUCUGAGCCCCAUUAAAAUAAUCAUUGCAAAA
Messenger RNA from Megalobrama amblycephala (Wuchang bream), 3392 nucleotides. It is a transcript of the gene stx6, whose product is annotated as syntaxin 6. The record is from RefSeq and is a predicted model, not a curated record. Gene Ontology annotation, cellular component: membrane. NCBI's taxonomy places the organism in Eukaryota, Metazoa, Chordata, Actinopteri, Cypriniformes, Xenocyprididae. Gene Ontology annotation, molecular function: SNAP receptor activity. Gene Ontology annotation, biological process: intracellular protein transport; Golgi vesicle transport. The transcript has 8 exons. Bases 267 to 953 code for a protein of 228 amino acids.